Messenger RNA from Populus trichocarpa (black cottonwood), 2460 nucleotides. RefSeq lists its product as uncharacterized. Lineage: Eukaryota; Viridiplantae; Streptophyta; Magnoliopsida; Malpighiales; Salicaceae. Gene Ontology annotation, biological process: intracellular signal transduction. Bases 199 to 2202 code for a protein of 667 amino acids. The record is from RefSeq and is a predicted model, not a curated record. The transcript has 6 exons.
CCUCCCUUCCUUCCCUCCUACACACACACACAUGUAUUUAUAUGUUUUCUGUACCCAUUAAACCCCUCCUCCGAUUACAACGCUCUCUUUAACCCUCAUCAAAAGCCCCCGUCUCUCUAAAAUAAUCUCAUGUCUUUGUCUUCAUAGAGUUAAACUUCUUCUUCUUCUUCUUCUUAUUGUUAUUGUUACCAGAAUAAAAUGGAGGUGAUAAACGGAGAACUCCUCAAGCCUGCUGGCGAAGAGAAAUUAGGAAUCAAGGUAACAGAGUCAAACGGGGUUGUGGAUAAAGAGAUUAUUAAAACAAGAUACGAAAACGAGAAUCUCUCCAGUUCCGUCCAUUUCUCUCCAAGUUCGAAUUCAAAUGUUAACCAGGAUGAUCCAGCUGGAGAUACCACCAAGCCAGAAGAUAUUAUAGCCGUUACACCCAAAAUCAACGGCUAUAAGCAAACAAUCCAGCCUGAUUUUCAUCUCCCAAAGCCAGAGGCGCCUCCAGGUCUCUCACCUUCACCUCCAUCUCAACCAUACGAAAACGGCAACGCUGUAGUCCGAUCCAAAUCCUUGUCUGAGAGUUUCACGGCGGUCGACAUGCCGUCUAUCGGAAAAUUCAUCAAGGACCGAAGCAACAGCUUAUCGGAAACGAUUUCGAAAAGAUUUUCCUCUCUGAAAUUCGACGACGGUGAUGACGAUUACAUGAAUAAUAAGGUGAAAUCAUUCGACUCAGGCGUGACAGAGUUCAAAAUAUCGGGACUCAAAGUUGUAGUGAUGCUCAAGAACAACGAAAAAGAGGAACAAAUUAAAGGACGGGUUAGUUUCUUUUCAAGGUCAAAUUGCAGAGAUUGCACUGCAGUCCGCUCGUUUUUCAGAGAGAGAGGAUUAAAAUUUGUUGAAAUCAACAUCGACGUAUAUCGGCAGAGGGAGAAAGAAUUGAUUGAGAGAACCGGAAGUUCUCAAGUACCGCAGAUAUUCUUCAACGACAAAUUAUUUGGCGGUCUGGUAGCGUUGAAUUCGUUGAGGAACAGUGGAGGUUUUGAGGAGAGGUUGAAGGAGAUGCUAGGGAAGAAAUGUUCAGGUGAUGCGCCUGCACCGCCAGUGUAUGGAUUUGAUGAUCAUGAGGAGGAAUCAACGGACGAGAUGGUUGGGAUUGUGAAGGUUUUGAGGCAGAGAUUGCCAAUUCAGGACCGUCUGAUGAAGAUGAAGAUAGUUAAGAAUUGUUUUGCUGGGAAAGAGAUGGUCGAGGUGCUCAUUCACCACUUCGAUUGCGGCAGGAAGAAGGCUGUUGAGAUUGGUAAGCAGCUGGCCAGGAAGCACUUCAUUCAUCAUGUUUUCGGGGAAAAUGAUUUUGAAGAUGGAAACCAUUAUUAUCGUUUCCUUGAGCAUGAACCAUUUAUUCCAAAAUGCUACAAUUUCAGAGGGUCUACGAAUGACAGUGAGCCUAAGCCCGCAGUUGUGGUUGGACAAAGACUCAACAAGAUAAUGUCUGCGAUACUAGAGUCAUACGCUUCAGAUGAUAGGCGCCAUGUUGAUUAUGCUGGCAUCAGCAAAAGCGAGGAAUUCAGAAGAUAUGUCAAUUUGGUUCAAGAUCUUCACAGGGUGGAUCUCUUAAAGCUCUCACAAGAUGAGAAACUGGCAUUCUUCUUGAACUUGCACAAUGCUAUGGUCAUCCAUGCUAUAAUUAGAGUAGGAUGUCCUGAAGGGGCAAUCGAAAGGAGAUCCUUCUCUUCCAACUUUCAAUACAUUGUAGGAGGGUCUUCCUACUCUCUAAAUACAAUUACAAAUGGAAUCCUCAGAAGCAAUAGAAGAUCUCCCUAUUCAUUAGUCAAGCCAUUUGGCACUGGAGACAAACGCUUAGAGGUUGCUCUUCCUAAAGUGAAUCCAUUAAUUCAUUUUGGACUCUGCAUUGGUACAACAUCAAGCCCCCCAGUGAGGUUUUUCACAUCCCAAGGAAUCGAAGCUGAAUUAAGAUGUGCUGCAAGAGAAUUCUUCCAAAGGAGUGGAAUGGAGGUGGACUUGGAAAAGAGGACAGUUUACCUUACACGGAUCAUCAAGUGGUUCAGUGGUGAUUUUGGCCAAGAGAAAGAAAUCCUGAGGUGCAUUAUCAACUACUUGGAUGCAACUAAAGCAGGUCUGCUAACACAUCUUCUGGGAGAUGGAGGCCCUGUUAACAUUGUGUACCAAGAUUAUGAUUGGUCCAUCAAUUCCUAAAUAUCCCACAGCGCUAGCUGUCGUCGCGGAGAUUUAGGCAGAGAGGAACUGCACUGGCCAGAGAUAUCUGUAUAUAAUACCAUGAAAUUUGAAACCCAUCACCUAGCUAUGAUCAGAGGUUUGAAAUCAGAAGAAUAUAGGGAAAUUAUUGAUUCACAAGAAGGCAUAAGCCACUGUUGGUGCUUGUGUUUAUUUCUAAAUGCGAACUUUCUUGAUAUAUGUAGAAAGGAAAGCAAUGUUGCCGCAAACUUUUUGCCA